UCGAGGAAAGAAUUAGGGUUUUAAGAGCCGCGUGAGGCUUUUGCCAGGGUUUUAGAAAGAGCUCGGAGCCUCGGAGCGUCGGAGCGUCGCUGUGCGAGCCAACGAUACAGGAGCGAUGGUAUUCUGGGGAGUUGAAAUAAAACCAGGCGGAUCGUUUGGGUAUCAGUCGGAUGAAUUCGAAGGAAAGCUUCACAUUACUCAGGCGACUUUAGGCCUCGGUGAAUCGAAGGAGAGGUGUAUAGUUCAGUGUUCCAUUGGAAGUUACAUUUCAGCCUUUGUGUGUUCUUUGUUACCAAAUAAGAAUGAAUCGGUCCCCUUGGAUCUUGAAUUUGAGCCGGUUGAUGGUUUGGUGACCUUCUCGGUGAUUGGAACCCGAAGCAUCCACCUCUCUGGUUACCAAGUGGAUGAGAGCGAAGAUGAAGGAGAUGACUAUAGAUCGGAUUCUGUUCGGGAGAAUAAUGCCGAGACUGAGUCAGAGUCAGAGUCUUCAGAAUACGAUAAUGAUGAUGAUAAUGUUGAGUUUAUUGAUGACGAAGAUUUUGACAUGUACCCGCCCUCGCCUGUUCCCAAUAGUGGAGUUGUAAUUGAGGAGAUAGAGGACGAUGACAAACCUACUAAUGGAAACAGUCAGUCCAAACGACAAGUGAAAAAGAAUCAAUCGAAUGACUCUGAAAAGAACACAAAUUCUCAACAUCAAAUUGUUGUCAAGAAAAAUGCCAGUGUCACUGUUUUGGAGAGUGAAGAUGAAGAUGGGUUUCCAAUAUCCACUAAACAGAAAACCAAUAUUGAGAAGCCUGAAGCAGCAACCGAACAGAAAGAUAACAAAAUUACUGAGAAAACCAAGAAGAAGAAAGUGAAAGAUAGUGAGGCUGCUGGGUCAAAAAGGAAAGUCGAAGAUGUUCACCAAGAUGGUCAGCCAGAAGGGGAAAAGAAAAAUAAGAAGAAGAAGAAAUUGAAAGAGCAAGCUAAGGAGGUAAAUGCUGAUGACAAUGAAAAGCAACCUGAGGUUUUGAAGAGCCAAGAGCAUGAGCAAAAGCUAUCUAAUAAGGAGAGCUCUGACGUCGGAAAGAAUUAUAUUCCUGGUGAAAAUCUCACCGAGGGGAAAAAGAAGAAGAAAAAGAACAAGAAAACCCAGGAGAGUGAAAUAAAACUGCACAUGGAUGAAACUGUUGGUAACAUGGAAGAUCAGAACGAACCUGCUUUGGAGCAAACCAGUGGCAAGCGAUCUAAAGGGAAAACCUUUCCAAAUGGAUUGGUCGUCGAGGAGCUAGCUAUGGGAAAACCUGAUGGCAAAAAAGCUUCUUCAGGAAAAAAGGUCAGUGUUCGAUACAUUGGCAAGCUAAAGAAUGGCAACAUAUUUGACUCCAAUGUGGGAGGGCCACCUUUCAAGUUUCGCUUAGGUCUAGGACAAGUUAUAGGAGGAUGGGAUGUUGGGGUUAACGGUAUGCGUGUCGGGGACAAAAGAAGACUCACUAUUCCACCAGAAAUGGGUUAUGGAAAUAAACGUGCCGGUAAAAUACCACCAAACUCAUGGCUUUUGUUUGAUGUUGAGCUGCUCGAUGUGAAUUGAUUCAGCUGUGGAUUUGCUCCGUCCGCUUCCGACUUUUGAGUUCUUGUUCUGCUCGGAAAAUAAACCGUGGGGAUGCUCCGUCCGCUUCCAAUUUUGACUAAAGGAUGAUGUUGCUUCUUUUUUCCUUCAUUUCUUCGUAAGGACCUAGUUUUUGAUCAAAACUUCAAAUGAAUACUUUUAGUGACGAAUUUUCCCAAUUUAUUUGUACAUUUUUGCACUUCA
Molecule: messenger RNA, 1792 nt
Organism: Malus domestica (apple)
Lineage: Eukaryota; Viridiplantae; Streptophyta; Magnoliopsida; Rosales; Rosaceae
Product: peptidyl-prolyl cis-trans isomerase FKBP53
Molecular function (GO): peptidyl-prolyl cis-trans isomerase activity
Source: RefSeq, a predicted model, not a curated record